AUGUUUAGCGCGAACCGACAACCGGGCCAGGAACCAGCGCAGAGCGCAGGCAGCGGUGCCCCAAACAGCACCGGAGCAGGCGCCAACGAUGGCUCCAGCGCAUCGCCGCUCCCGCAAUUGUGGAUGGGCGAGCUCGACCAAAGGUGGGAUGAAAUUACAAUCCGCCAAAUUUGGGCUGCGCUACUAGGCCCAAUGGGAAUCACAAUCCAUUCCGUCAAACUCAUCAGGGAUAGGCAGGGUUCCCAAAUGGGACUAUCGAAUGCCGGUUACUGCUUUGUGCGUUUUUACAACUAUGAAGAUGCUUCAAAAGUGCUGACAAUGUUUAAUGGCAAGCCAAUUCCUGGGAGCGCAGGCCGCCGCUUUUUUCGGCUUAAUUGGUCUUCCGCAAACAUACAGGCUGCCGCCGCAACCUCGACGCGGCUUCCGGAGUCCGCAGCCCCCGAAUUUUCCAUAUUUGUGGGUGAUUUGCCGCAGGGAAUUACCGAACAUCUCCUAUAUGAGACAUUUCAUGCGCGCUACCCGUCGUGCGCCAGCGCCAAAGUCAUGAUUGAUCAAAAUACCGGCCGCGUGCGGGGAUUUGGCUUUGUGAAGUUCUUUGGCAAUGCGGAGCGCCAGCGCGCGCUCACCGAGAUGCAGGAUUAUGUGCUUCUUGGGCGGCCGAUCCGUGUGUCGCCGGCGACGCAUCCGUCACAGAGUUUGCGCAAGCCGCAUGGCGCGACUGCGCCGAUCCCAAGGGGCCCGAGAGGCGCAAAUGGCGCAGGUAGCGCAGGUAGCGCGAGCAGCAACGGCGCCACCGGCGCAAUUGGCGCACCCCAGUAUGCGCAGUUUGCCAAGAUGCCCGUGCAGCAGCCAGCGCCCGACCAGUACUACAGCGACCCAUCCAACACAACAGUCUUUGUGGGUGGCCUGAAUGUUCCAAUUACGGAAGCGCAGCUUCAAGAGCUAUUUGCAAAAUUUGGCGAUAUCACAUACGUGAAAAUCCCAGUGGGGAAGAAUUGCGGAUUUGUGCAAUUCUACCACCGCGCCAGCGCAGAGGCGGCAAUCACAGAAAUGCAAGGAUACGAUAUUGGCGGUGGGUGCCGCAUCCGAGUCAGCUGGGGUGCGCGUGCAGCGCAGCGGCUCUGGUUUGCACGCCAGCUCCAGCAGCCGCAGCCGCAGCUGAUGGUGAACCCUGCGGACUCGCUUGGGCUUUGCGGGGCAUUAACGGAUGCGGAUGACAUACAGCGCGUGCCGUACGCCGUUGGAAUGCCGGGCGGCGCAGUCAGCGCAAGUGGCGCAAGUGGCGCAGAGGACUCCGCACCCAGCAAGAGCGCCAGAGAGAUGCGCUUGAACAGCUUGCUUUUGGCGGCAAGAGACGGCAACUUGGACCGCCUGGAUCUUGGCUCAAGCAUUUAUAGAUCGAGUCAGGAUGGCGCCAACAACUGA
This is a messenger RNA of Brettanomyces bruxellensis, 1425 nucleotides long. RefSeq lists its product as uncharacterized. Bases 1 to 1425 code for a protein of 474 amino acids. Gene Ontology annotation, cellular component: cytosol. NCBI's taxonomy places the organism in Eukaryota, Fungi, Ascomycota, Pichiomycetes, Pichiales, Pichiaceae. The record is from RefSeq and is a predicted model, not a curated record. The transcript has a single exon. Gene Ontology annotation, molecular function: mRNA binding.